This is a messenger RNA of Hyphopichia burtonii NRRL Y-1933, 1680 nucleotides long. It is a transcript of the gene PEL1, whose product is annotated as CDP-diacylglycerol--glycerol-3-phosphate 3-phosphatidyltransferase. The record is from RefSeq and is a predicted model, not a curated record. Gene Ontology annotation, cellular component: mitochondrion. The transcript has a single exon. Lineage: Eukaryota; Fungi; Ascomycota; Pichiomycetes; Serinales; Debaryomycetaceae. Gene Ontology annotation, molecular function: CDP-diacylglycerol-glycerol-3-phosphate 3-phosphatidyltransferase activity. Gene Ontology annotation, biological process: cardiolipin biosynthetic process. The coding region runs from base 1 to 1680 and encodes 559 amino acids.
AUGUUACUGAGUGUUUAUAAUUAUAUAUUCACUCGACUGCAAUCAUUAGAAGCUCCCAAGAAUCAAAUUAGGUCUUAUUCAACUAAUAAUCCAAAUCUUAAUAAGGAUGUAACUAAUGGAUUUCAUCCACGUUUACAAACGAUUUUCCAACAAUUGGAUUCAAUUGCUCCAAGAUUUGUAUUGAAUAAAGGUGAUAUAACAAUUUUGAAUAGUCCAAGUGAUUUUUAUAAUACUUUAAAAUCAAAGAUUUUAAAAGCAAAUCAUCGUAUCUUUUUAAGUUCUUUAUAUAUUGGUAAAGCUCAACAUGAACUAGUUCAAUGUUUAGAUGACGCUUUAACAGAAAAACAAGAUUUAAAAGUUUAUAUAUUAACCGAUGCUUUAAGAGGCACAAGGGAAGCUCCCAAUAAUCCGUGUCUGGCAAGUUUAUUAGUUCCCUUGGUGGAAAAAUUCGGUAAACAUCGUAUUGAUAUUAGAAUGUACCAUACUCCUCAUUUAAGUGGUUUCAAGAAAAAUUGGACUCCUAAGAGAGUUAAUGAAUCGUGGGGGUUACAACAUAUGAAACUUUACGGUUUUGAUGAUGAAAUUUUAUUAACCGGGGCUAAUUUAUCAGAAGAUUAUUUCACUGAUCGUCAAGAUCGUUAUUACAUUUUCCGUAGUGAAAAAUUAACUGAUUAUUAUUUCAAAAUUCAUGAAGCUAUUUCCUUAUUAUCUUAUCAAUUAUUAACUUCAACAAAAUCAAAAUCAGGUUUCAGAUUAUCUUGGCCAACUUCAAAUAAAUCUUGUGAACCUGAUAUUAACUUACAAAGAUUUAUAAGUGAUUCCUCUUUUCUUUUAGAACCUUUAGUUAAACAACAUGAAUUAUCUCGUUUUGAACUGUUUGAUGAUACAAAUGAAUUUGAUACCAUUGUUUAUCCAGUUUCUCAAUUUACUCCUUUAAUGUUACCAGAAAAUGAUUUAUCAACAGAAAAACCUUCAAUUCUUCGAUUAUUAUCUUAUUUGGAUUCUCCUAAAAUUAAAUGGUGGUUCACCGCUGGUUAUUUUAAUAUGUUACCUCAAAUCCAAGAAAAAUUAGUUAAUGGUCAUGCUGAAGGUACGGUGAUUACUGCUAGUGCUCAAGCAAAUUCUUUUUAUAAAUCUCCUGGUGUUUCUUAUUAUAUUCCUGAAGCUUAUCUUUUAAUUGCUAAAAAAUUCUUAGAAGAUAUUAAAUUAAAAGGUAAGGAAAAUUUAAUUAAAUUAUACGAAUGGAAAAAUGGUAUCGUUAAUACUAUUGGUGGUUGGUCUUAUCAUGCUAAAGGUUUAUGGAUUACUGUUCCUGAAGAAGAAGAACCUUCAAUAACUGUUAUUGGUUCUUCAAAUUAUACCAAACGUGCUUAUUCUUUAGAUUUAGAAAGUAAUGCAGUUAUAAUCACUAAAGAUGAUUUUUUGAAAAAACAAAUGAAAUCAGAAAUUAACAACUUAAUGAAAUAUGCUCAUCCUUUACAAUUAUCCGAUUUUGAACCAAAAUUAAAAUUAAAUCCUGCAAUAACUCAAACCACAGCUAGUUUAAUCGAAAAUAAUGGUAAUUCAAAUGAAACCAGAGAUGAUCAACCUCAAGUUAAUGAAACUUUAGAAAUUGAUGAAAAUAGAAGAAUUAGUUAUAUUGUGCAUGUUGCCGUAAAACUUUUUGGUGGUAAAUUAUAA